AUGAAUAAAACCGUUAUUCAAGAAACAGCACGUACAAACUCAACGUUCAGUUCCAUUGGUAGCCCGGCUGUUGCCUCUUCGCCAAAACCAACACAUACUGCCAGGAAAAGCAGGAAUAGCAAAUCGCUACGAUUUCUCUGCAUUAACUUCCAGAGUGCGAAGAAGAAAGCGAAACACAUUCCUACUCUGGUGGAAUCAGCCCGGCCUGAUGUCAUCCUUGGAACAGAAACAUGGCUCAGCAAGGAUGUGAACUCAUCUGAGAUAUUUGAUGAAAGCCUUGGGUUUGAUGUCUACCGGAAUGACCGAGCUGAUAACACCCAUGGAAGAGUAUUGAUAGCCGUCAAGAAGGAACUCAAUGUUACUGAUGUGAAGUGCAGCAAGACGGUAGAACUAAUCUCGGGGUCUAUUCAAACAAAGUCUAAGAAGAUUGUAUUUUCCUCCUACUACCGCCCGCCAGGAAGAACGGACGAAGCCUAUCUUGAAAGUAGCAGAACUGGUUUUUUGAAAUUGAAAGCUGACAAUAAAAGAGCAAUUAUAGUAAUAGGCGGUGAUUUCAAUGUACCUGACAUCUCAUGGAAAGACAACACCAUCACCAGUUCAAAGCACUACGCAAAGAAAGUUAGCCAACACUAUCUAGACAUAGCAUCAGACCUUGGAGCCGAACAAAUGGUAUCGUUUCCCACCCGCAAAGACAACACCUUGGGUCUGGUCCUGACUUCUCACCCAGGUUUUUCCGAGCGUUGCAAACCUCUCCCACCUAUAACUGAAAAGAGCGAUCAUGACAUUGUAUUGUUCGACCUUGCUAUGCAGCCAAUUCGCGCACGCCCAAAGAGAAGGACUAUCUACCUAUGGAAGAAGGCCAACACAGAUGGCAUCAAGAAAGCGUUAGCCGAUUACGGUCAGUCAUUUCUUAGCCGUACAUUCUCCACCACUGCUGAUAUGUGGGCAGAUUUUAAAUCUACUAUCGAGAAUGUCACACAGGAGUUUGUUCCAACCAGGAGAACACUCGCUAAGCACACACACCCAUGGAUAGACAGUCACCUCAGAAAAUUGACAAGGCGCAGGUACCGCGCGUUCAAGAAGGCACGGCGCACCAAUAGCCCAGUAGACUGGUCUCGUUACACCAAGCUAAGGGCCCAAACAGAGGAAGAUACGUCAAUCUCAUCGGAAGUACAUGUCUGA
Messenger RNA from Mercenaria mercenaria, 1182 nucleotides. RefSeq lists its product as uncharacterized. Lineage: Eukaryota; Metazoa; Mollusca; Bivalvia; Venerida; Veneridae. Gene Ontology annotation, molecular function: catalytic activity. The record is from RefSeq and is a predicted model, not a curated record. The transcript has a single exon. The coding region runs from base 1 to 1182 and encodes 393 amino acids.